This is a messenger RNA of Phymastichus coffea, 2552 nucleotides long. RefSeq names its product protein pygopus-like. The transcript has 9 exons. The record is from RefSeq and is a predicted model, not a curated record. Gene Ontology annotation, molecular function: carbohydrate binding. The coding region runs from base 694 to 2154 and encodes 486 amino acids. Lineage: Eukaryota; Metazoa; Arthropoda; Insecta; Hymenoptera; Eulophidae.
GAACGCACGGUGCCCACAGCUGUGGCGUCCGGAGCUGUACAUAUUCUUGACUGUGAAUAAAAAUCUUUUCUUCACGCAAAACCUUCUUUGUUCGCGACUUUGGAGCGCAAGGCUCAUCGAGGACCUUGGACUUGGCACGAGCAGCAGCAGCGGGGACCAGACAACAGCCGGGGCUCCCGCUCCGCUAUGACCUUCACAAAUCAACAGUUUGCGAUAUAGUAGCUGGGCGAGAUGGUUCUAAUAAAAGAGUUGCGUUAAGUGACCAAAGAAUAGAAAAAGAAAAAAUAAAACUAAUAAACUAAAGAGAAUAGCAUCUCACUAUCACAGCAGAUCUAGUGAUCUAGCCGCAAUGGAAAUGAAAAUGAAAUCAUAUAUGUAACAAAAAAGUAGGUGAAGUGACGUCAUUCCCAACAGAGGCGCUAGCAGACGAAAUAACUAUUUCUUUUAAUCGCCGUCCCUCUAGAUAUAUGCUUACUCGUUCUGCACCUGUUUCAUAAGUAUAUAUAUAUACAUACUUUGCAGUGUAGCAAAAUAGUACUUCCAAAUAUUGUAGACGUCAGCUUCUGUAAAUAGAAUUUCAAUGUUAGUGAUGGUGUUCGUGUAAUAGAGUUGGCAUUCUCACCGUCCACUCAUCAUUUGCAAUUAAUCAAAAGGAUAUACGUCGAAGGAAUUUGAAGAGUUAGUAUUCCCAAGAUGGAACCAAUUAUAAAUCCCGAGCUGCCUUAUGUUGGAGAAGUGAGUCUUUCUCCAGGGAAGAUGGUUAAAGUUCAAGGACAAGUGCCUCCAGAAUCAACACGCUUUGCUAUUAAUUACCAAUUAGGUCCUGGUUUAAACCCAAGGGAUGAUAUUGCUUUACAUGUAUCACCAAGAUUCAAUGAAGGAUUCAUCACUAGAAAUCAUAUCCAAUCUAUGACCUGGGGACCUGAAGAAAACAGUGGUCCUAUGUGGAUAGAGCGUAGUGCACCUUUUGAAAUUAUCAUACUAUGCGAAUACCAAUGCUUUAAAAUUGCAGUUAAUGGGAGACAUUUUACUGAGUUUGGGCAUAGAUUCCCUUAUAGCAAAGUUACUCACUUAGUGAUUGAUGGUGAAGUAGAAAUAAGUUCUAUUUUCUAUGAAACAAUUCCAAUUCCUAAACCAGUAGGUCCGAUACCUGAUCCUCCUAUAAAUGUUGGUCCACCAGCACCUGGAGGUUUGUACCCUACAUUGAAUCCACAAGGACCUCCAUCAGAUCCAGGUGCUCCUGGUGGUCCACCUUCCUUUGAGGAUGAUUUCAGAAGUAAUCCACAAGAUUAUGGCUAUCGACCAAAAUCACAGAAAUCUGAAGAAGAUGAUCUUUUUGGUGGAUUUGGAGAUAAAGCUGCCCUAGCAGUUGGAGGACUUGUUGCAGCAGGAGGUUUAGCAGCUGCGAUGCAUGCAUAUAAUAAAAAUAAGCAGAAGCAUGUGAAUGAAGGUGACCAUGAGAGAUCUCAGGCUACAACAAAUGAAAGUGGUCUAGGUGGAUUAGGUGCUUUGGGAGCAGCUUUAGCAAGCAGCUUAGUAUCUAAUUCUCAUGCACAACAAGGCUAUCCUCCGCCAGAUGCUAAAAGUGAUGUUAUAGGUUCUAUUUUGGGAGCUUUAGGAGGAGGAGGAGCUUCUCACAAUCAGCAAUCAUUAUCUGAUCCUCUUGGUGGAGCUUUGGGAUCAAUUCUUGGUGGACUUGGAGGAGGAUCUCAUUCUAAUCACAAUCAACAAUCACCACCUGAUCCUCUGGGUGGAACUCUGGGAUCAAUUCUUGGAGGAGUCCUUGGAGGCGGUGGUCAUCAUCAACAACCUCAAUAUCAACCAUCUGGGGGUUAUGGAGGCUAUCCACAAAACCAAAAUUCACAAGCUGGCAGUAGUGGUAGUGAUUUACUUAGUGGUUUAGGAGGAGCUUUAUUCAAAUCAGCACUUGAUGGCUUAUCCAAACAUUCGCACAAACCUCGGUAUGGCAACGAUGAGCCCAGCGGCGGGCAUUAUUCGGCGCCUCAACCUACGGCUCAUUACGACGGCAGACAUGACGGCGACUAUAAUUCACCUCCGUCACGACCACCACCUCAAGCACCAAGUCCACCAGCUUCAGGUGGCGGGAAACUCACCGCCGAGGAAAUUUCCAAAGGUCUUGGACUUGACGAUUAGCACCUUCCGCUGAACACCUGUGUUUUUUCAAACUAUGCACUUUACAAAAAGCUUUAAGAGUUCAUAUUUUUGAUUCUACAUAUGAUAUUAUUAGUUAUUAACAAUUAGACGUCAUUUUAAAGUGCACAGCUUUGAGUGCUACACUUAUUUAUACAUAAGUACAAAUUGUGAGAAAUUAUAUUAACUCUCUAUAUAUGAUAAAUUGUUAUAAAAGCAUCAUUUUUAUUGUAAAACUGAUGAAUUUUAAAAAUUCAUCUUAAGUUCAGCAUUUAUAAUUACAUUAUGUAAAUUUAUUUUAAUUGUAAGUUUAUAUUACAAGUUUUCAUGGAUAAUGGACAUCUAUGUUAAGGGUAAUAAUUCAAAGAUCUAAUUUUUUUUGUAUUAAAAAUCAACAAAGU